AGGCUCGUGUUUCCGUCCAGUGCGUUUUAGAUUGAGCACCCUAACAGAUAGGCGCGUGGUGCUCGCGUUUUCAAGAGUUUUCUUUCUACUUAGAAAGUGCUGACAGGGAAAAAUAUCGCGAUGGACGAAGAAAGUCGAGCAGCAGCUGGAUCGAAUUGGAUCACACAGCAUCCCGUGUACCAAGACCUGCUGAAUCUGGGCGUAGAUGACAGCACGCAGGUUUACGGAGCGUUCCUGGUUUACCUCGACUUGACCGAAGUUCGGCGUUGGACGAGUGUGGUCGCAGUGCCGAGUCCUGAACUGCAGGCUGUUCUGCUGGAAGGUUGUGAAAAAGAAGGCGGGGAGGUUCAGGUGGUUUAUCCACUUCCUGCUCACAGAAGUGUCAGUCACAGAGAUUUGAGGUGCAUUCUGGGUCGUGGAACCCGCAUGCUCCUUUGUGCAGUGGCGUCGGAUUCCACGCUGGUGUAUCAGCGGCUGAGCGAUGGCCUGAUGACCCCUGACCCCCCUGUGGACGUCAGAGACCUGGGACGCCGCCAGCACCGCAAACGCAGACUCCAAACGUGACAUUUAUAAAUGCUUCCCAGGACGUCUCAUCUCCAAGGAAGAAGAAGAAGAAAAUGUUCAACAAAUGUUUCAUUCUGCACGUGCAAGAGAUGUAAAGCCACCGAGUCCCCAGACAGUGUUAUGUUCAUUGCGAUCCCUCUCAAAAAUGUUGAGAAACUCAAGAGAAAGUCUUAGUGUAAGGCAAGUGCACUGUAACCAUGAUGACAACACAUCCGUCCCACGUCCCCUUUUCUCCUCCCCUCCAGACGGCUUUCGGUGGUCGGAACGCUGAAUGUAAACAAGGAGGGCUGGGUGGUGGGG
Ictalurus punctatus (channel catfish) is the source of this 864-nucleotide messenger RNA. RefSeq names its product TSEN15 tRNA splicing endonuclease subunit (gene tsen15). Gene Ontology annotation, biological process: tRNA splicing, via endonucleolytic cleavage and ligation. Gene Ontology annotation, molecular function: nucleic acid binding. The coding region runs from base 121 to 564 and encodes 147 amino acids. Lineage: Eukaryota; Metazoa; Chordata; Actinopteri; Siluriformes; Ictaluridae. The record is from RefSeq and is a predicted model, not a curated record. The transcript is spliced from 5 exons.